CAUGGCCUCCACCCUAGUAGCGAUGGCCUCCAACCUAUGAGUCUGUCGUUUGUGGAGCCCUGCAUUCGGCAUUCGGCCAUUCGGCGUUCGGCUCAGAGCUGAUCUUCAAACUCGUGGCGUUCACCCGCCAAUGUUGCGGGGCCGACCUUCGAUGAUGGAUGACUGUGUGGCGGAGGGAAGUCCCACGAAUGCCAAGAAGGAGUUUCAGGCUGCAGUACAAGCUGCAACGGAGGACCAGGCGGAAAAGCUAAGAAAGCUCUAUUCUGAGAGCUGGCGACGAAGUGACGUCCAGAUGGGCCUCAAGCAGCCCAGGCCUCCCAUCAUUUCGAAUGCAAAUGCCGCACUUCAAGCUCUUGAAGAAGAUCUUCGGGCUACCUAUGCUCAAAGUGCCGGCAGCGGUGUGCACACAGGGAUGGAUGGUUGGAAACGCUCCUUCUGGGGCAUGUUCAUGGAGCUAGCCAUUUGUGCCGGCUGCGUCCGCUGCAAGUAGGUGAUCCCAAGCCCACUGCAGCUUCGCAAACUUUGCCAAAUGUCCUGAGCGGCCACUGUGAAAUACGUAUUCGUUGCCACUGUCAACUUCAACUCCUGUAAACUGCGCUGCUAAC
This is a messenger RNA of Durusdinium trenchii, 605 nucleotides long. NCBI's taxonomy places the organism in Eukaryota, Dinophyceae, Suessiales, Symbiodiniaceae. The record is from the annotation of a GenBank genome assembly.